Aedes aegypti (yellow fever mosquito) is the source of this 1818-nucleotide messenger RNA. RefSeq lists its product as uncharacterized. The transcript is spliced from 5 exons. Lineage: Eukaryota; Metazoa; Arthropoda; Insecta; Diptera; Culicidae. The record is from RefSeq and is a predicted model, not a curated record. The coding region runs from base 604 to 1461 and encodes 285 amino acids.
AGUCGUAUUUUCGUACUCGUCGGGUUAACACUAGAGAGAGGCGGCUUGCAACUAAGAGGUCUCAAUGAUCGAUCAUAACGAAUUUGAAUAGUUGUGUGCAGUGGGUAUCGGAUAAGGAAAGGUGUGAUCGCGUGUACCUUUAUAUCGAACGUGGUGAACAACAGUAGCAACUAACAUUAAGCGGGGUGCUCGUAUAAGUAGGAUACAAACGUGCGACUGUGUUCAAGGCUGAAUCUUGAGCAACAUUGGAUGUGCGAAAAAAAUAUCUGGAAAUAAAAAUCCUACUGCUCGACAAUCACAACCUCUUUUAUGCGAAAAAAAAGUAGGAGAUGAUUACCUUUCGCUGAUUUGCUGCGUAUGUGAGAGAGCCAAUCUAUCGAAAGCGCGCCGAGGAAGCAUAAAAAAGUGAAACGCCAAUUACUAUUUUUUGGGGGAAAUGUUUUAAGAUUUGAGUUCGAGUAAAAUUAAUUGGCACAAAAGUGUGUUAUAUUGCCGUGGUAUAUUUUCCUCAUCGCAUUGAGGUCGUAACCCACGGGAUCCACCAAACGACGAAGCCGAAACUCCCCACAUACGCAACGAGGCAAAGCCGCAAAUGAAAUCACCAUGAACAUCCUGUUGCGAUUCACUGGAUUAACCACGCCGUUGCUGCUGCUUCUGUUGCUGGCAUUCGAUGGUGCAUCAUAUACUACCGCGCUUAUCAUACCCGAGGAGCUGCCUUCUAUUCUUUCUCUAGUCUACUCUAAUAUUCCACCAAUCAAAAAAGGAACGGACUCUCGGCUUGGUUUUGGCUUCCGACUGGGUGAGCAUGCCGACUUCCAGGUGCAAUUCGAAAUCGGUCCACAGCAAAGAACUAGACCAAUAGGUUCAGCAUCCACGAGCAAUAAACGUGACGUAGAUUCGGAUGAAUACCAGCAGUAUAUUAGGAAAAAGCAAUUCCCAUUGAGCUCCAACCCAGCCGGAAAAUCAUGGCUGGAAGUAUGGUCCAAGGAAACCCGGAAGAAGCAACAGUUCAACAAGGACAAACACCGCGAUGCCGUGGGGGCCGCAUCCACUAAUAGUAUGCCGCUUUCGCCCACGAUAUCCGAAUCGGCCUACAACCAACUGCAGCAGUUGUACGGUAUGAACCGACCCAACAAGGAGGAAGCCAUCGGAACAAUUCCGGCAGCGGAGUUGGACGCCAGGUUAAAGCAACUGGAAACGCUACGAGCGGAAGUUAACCCAUUCAAACCGAUGCCAGCCGAAACGGCGGAUAGCGAGGCCAACGAAGUCGAUGCCAGAAAACCCUUGGCCGAUGUACCCUUCAAGCCGAUGCCCGUGGCGACUGCUGGCGGAACGAAGAAACCCCUCGAAAGUGGUCCUGAACCAAGGAAAAAUCUGCGAAGGCGGAAAAACCCCAGCGGUAACGGGCCACGAGUGAAGGACAAGAUUUCGGCCGAUUUGGCGGACGUUUCGCUGGAUUGAAACACUGGUGGAAGUGUGGGUUCAAUAAAAAUGAAACGCAAUACUGUUUUAACCUGAAUGAAUGGAUUGAGAGAGAGUGUAAUGCGAAUGUGAAGUGGGUGAAUGAGGUUUUCUAUUCUUUUUUUUUUUUAAUUUCGAGGUACCUAUGGCAAAAUAGUCGGCACUGGCAACCUAAGGAUUGGAGUACUUCUGUAAAUAAUAGUGGUGUUUAGGAUGUGAUAUCGAACUAUUUAUGCUGCAAUGGAAAACAAGCGAAUGGAAGUUUAACUAUUUAUUCGAAGUAAGGUGAAACAAACAAUAAAGAAUAAGGUGCAAUUGGAAACCAAAUCGGAAAAUAUACGAAGCAAUUGUUAUAAA